AUAUCCCUGUAUUUUUGUGAAUUUUUAAACCAUAACGAGCGUAUCAAAGGGAUUGUCUGUAAUAUGUAAUGGAAAGUCUUUCAUAUAUGACACGAGAGCUGACAUUUAAUUUUUUAAACGACACCGUGGUAUAUCGUGCACGGGUUAUAAAGGACGAGAACACUAGUCUAUUUAUAUGCCUGUAGAAGCCAGAACAAUGCCGGCUAUUUGAUGUGCCGUGUCAUUCAGACAAAACCUUUCAUGAGUUUAUGUACACUAGUAUACCGUGUUAGCUAUUUAGAUUAUUAUGGUUUUCUUUCACCUGUUAUAAACACUCUACGAAUUUGGUGCCUAUUUUUAGCAGUGAUAUAUGGCGACUACGUUUAAAAGAACCUAGCAUUACAGGUGAGAGUCGACAUAGUAUAGGCCAUUCUUGUUGAGCAAAGUCACAGUCAUGCGAAGACCGAAACAUAAUUUAAGAGUUCUUAUGUUGCUCUGGAAACAUUUGUUCACAGGAUGGUCAGUAGCAAUACUGAUUGGAGUAAUUCUAGUGCUUUAUUUAUCUACCAGAGAUAUCAACAGGAUCGAUAAUACAUCUAGCGUCACAUUUCCGAAGCGACUCAUAAAGCUUUUUGAAAUAGAUCAACGAACAAACAAUUUACAUCGCAUGAGAAGAAACGUUUCAUCACGUAUUUCCUUAAAAAAAGAAUAUUUGAAGGAUUUAAAUGGUUUUCAGAAGCGGAACAAUAUAUCAGUCAAUCGACAUACUGCUAGUCACGAGCAACAGCGGGCAAAUCAAAAAUCCUACCAGCAGGAUAGCGCUUUAUUUCACAGCGGUGUUAAAAAGGAGAAUGUUGGAUAUCCUGAUGGCAAUAUAAAUAGUCAAGGUAAAAAGCAAAGAGACGUUCCUCAUCAGAAUCAGCUACAAGGUGUUCAACGUCAAGAUAUCGCUCAUCAUAAUCAGCUACAGGGCGUUCAACGAAAAGAUAUAGCUCUUCCCAUCAGAGAUGACCAAAAUGAUCCACGAAAAGAAAAUGCAAACUUUUCACCUGAUGAAUAUCUAUCGAAUGUGAAUAUGACUGAAAUUGUAAGGCAAUUUGAUAUAAAAGGGUAUGCUGACGAACAAACAAUUAAUGCAUUCGAUCAUCGUUUUAUUAUCAACCCUGAAAAAACAUGUAACUUUUCGGAUAAUAUAAAAGUGUUGUUUAUAGUAAAGAGUAGUCCCGACCACAUUUCACGACGAGUAACAAUUCGCGAAACUUGGGCCAACAGGAAACGAUUUCCAUCGACAAGGACCAUUUUUUCAUUCGGAUUACCAAAAAGUAGCAAAUCUUUUUUACAGCUACAAGACGAAUCCUCUACAUACAACGAUAUUCUCCUUGUGAAUUAUGUAGAUGAUUAUUAUAACCUGACCCUGAAGACGGUGAGUGGAUUAAAAUGGACAGUAGCUUACUGUGCACGUGCCAUGUACGUAAUAUCGGUAGAUGACGACUUAUACGUGGCCACUGAUCUGUUGCUUAGUUACCUUAACAUAGCUCAGGUACGGAGGGUAGACAAUCUCUUCUCCGGCCACCUUAUCGUCAACACCAAUCCUAUCAGGAUCGAUAGAUCUAAAUGGCGAGUGAGUAAGUCUGAAUAUCCCUUUAAAAACUAUCCCGAAUACAUUUUUGGAGGUUUUGUAAUUAUGUCGAUGUCAACAGUGAGGAAAUUUACUGUAGCAGCAUUGUAUACAAAGAUUUUCAAAUUUGAGGAUGUGUAUUUAGGGAUUCUAGCAGCUAAGCUUGGAAUAGAGGCCACUAACAACGGAUAUGUUAAUUCUAGGAAAACUUUCACGUCAUCAGAAUCAUUUAAAACACUUAUUGCUUCACAUUUUUAUUAUGACCCAAACGAUUUACAGAGAGCAUGGGAUUGUCAUUUAAGCAUACUUGACCAAGACGAUGACAAGGCCAUAUUCUGUGAUUAUAUAGGUGACCGUUUGCGUAAAUUACAAACGGAAAUAAACAGUAUAGUUGGAUGGUUGCAAGUCCUAAAACAACAGGCAUAAAUGAUAAUUUGCAAAUGAAAUAAUGCUUUAAUUACAUAUUGAAUCGGCAAUAGUAAUGCGACCAAUAUACCCUCAUAACUUAUAUUUUCUUCUUUUAUUUUUCUUGAAUCCAAAUAACUGUUCCAUGAUGGAAAAGGGAUGAUAGCAAGAUAUUUUAUAUAAGUAUAGUAUUGUCUUGUUUUGAAUGUAUUGUUAUUUACAAGGUACCCCUAAUAUAUUGGUGAAGAUUGAGUUUUUAUAUUUAUCAUUGAUUGUAAAGUACAUGGACAGGAUAUUAGAAAUAAAGGUAUGUUAAUUUUGUUAUGAAGCAUACGUCUGUGAAAUCAGACAAAAUUCCUGACAGCGCAUGUGCUGUGUGAUUAAAAGUGAAAUUUAGAUAGAAUUUUUCAAUAGACAAAGUAAGCGGUGACGAACAGGAUAUGUAUAUAGAUGACGUACGAACAUUUGUAUGUAUAAGUGAAAAACACAGCACUGAUUAUUCAUGAAUAAAGUAUGUGUAUGGUA
Messenger RNA from Mizuhopecten yessoensis (Yesso scallop), 2527 nucleotides. Its product is annotated as beta-1,3-galactosyltransferase 5-like. Gene Ontology annotation, cellular component: membrane. NCBI's taxonomy places the organism in Eukaryota, Metazoa, Mollusca, Bivalvia, Pectinida, Pectinidae. The record is from RefSeq and is a predicted model, not a curated record. Gene Ontology annotation, molecular function: hexosyltransferase activity; UDP-glycosyltransferase activity. The transcript has a single exon. Bases 434 to 2023 code for a protein of 529 amino acids.